Microplitis mediator is the source of this 1134-nucleotide messenger RNA. RefSeq names its product cyclin-T-like. The transcript has a single exon. Gene Ontology annotation, cellular component: cyclin/CDK positive transcription elongation factor complex; nucleus. The record is from RefSeq and is a predicted model, not a curated record. Gene Ontology annotation, biological process: positive regulation of DNA-templated transcription, elongation; regulation of transcription by RNA polymerase II. Bases 1 to 1134 code for a protein of 377 amino acids. NCBI's taxonomy places the organism in Eukaryota, Metazoa, Arthropoda, Insecta, Hymenoptera, Braconidae. Gene Ontology annotation, molecular function: cyclin-dependent protein serine/threonine kinase activator activity.
AUGGCACAAAAGUGGUAUCUAAACAAAGAAGAGUUGAAGAACUCUCCAAGCUCCAAGGAUGGCAUCAGCGCGGAGAAGGAGUUAGACCACAAACAACAAGCCGCUUACCUAAUAAACGACUUGGGCAAGCGGCUAAAAUUAUCAGAAGUCUGUGUGCAUACUGCCAUUGUGUACAUGCACAGAUUUUUAAUCCAUCAUUCAUUGGGCAAGUUUCACCGAUAUGAAAUUGCAACGGCGGCGAUUUUUGUGGCGGCAAAGGUCGAAGAAGAGCCACAAAAAUCGAAGGCAGUCAUAAAUGCUCUUCAUAUCUGCCUAAACAAGAACAAGGAUCACCAACUGGACACUACUUCUGCCGAGUACCAGGAGAAGGUCAAGGCACUAAUACCAAAUGAGCGAAUUCUUCUGGCAACACUAGGAUUUAAGAUGGGGGUUAAUCACCCUCAUCAUUACAUCAAGAAAUUCUGCAGGGAAAUAAAAGCUUGCAAAGAAUUAUGCAAGAUUUUUCUGCAGGUGGCAAACUAUACCUUACAGAUGACGUCAAUGUGCGUGAAAUAUAAACCAGCAGUUGUGGCAUCGUAUUGUAUUUAUUUUACCAUCCAAUCGUCGCAGUGGAAGAUUCCUGAAGUCAUAGACGGGAAUCUUUGGUUUUGGCUGCUGGAUACGAAAGUGACCUUCGACCUGCUGAUAAAGAUGGACAGGGAGUUUAAAGCAGUUUUAGAUAAAAUGUCACCCAGAAUAAAAAACCGGGUGAUGCGAUUAUUUAAAAAUCCAUCUGUCAAAAUGAUUGCAAUGAAUCGGAUAGCGACGACCCCCAGCUCAUCGGAUCCAGAAAAUGUUUCCAGUAAACCUGAAGUCGAGAAAUCAAAGACUCGACAAAAAAUCAGCUAUCACGAGUAUUGUGAUAGACUGAUGAAGAAAAAAUCUGCGGAUUCAGAUGGAUCAUCAACUUCUUCACCUCAAGCUGAUGGGGAAGUUCAAGAUGAUUCCGUUGGAAGUACCAGCCAACUUUUACCCUCAACUGAAGCGGAUUUGGACGCAACAAUCGGAGGCCUGGGAAACUGCAGCCGUAAGCGUCAAAAUAAUUAUGAUAUGGGCAGUAUGUUGUGUUCUGCUAAAAGACGUAAGCUGUUGUAG